CAAAGACAGCUCGUUGACGUGACGACUCACACUGAAAGGACCCUCGGAGUGACGUCACCCGCUCGGCGACAGACAUCGGGCAGUUCUUCGUGAAGCGGCUCGCUGUUGAUAAAUAACUGAGGCGAUCGUUUAUUGUUUAAAUAACAUAAUGCCUAAGGUGAAAAGGAGUAGGAAACCACCUCCAGAUGGCUGGGAGCUCAUAGAGCCGACUCUUGACGAGCUGGACCAGAAAAUGCGCGAAGUUGAGACCGAUCCUCACGAGGGCAAGCGGAAGGUCGAGUCUCUCUGGCCGAUCUUCAGACUUCAUCACCAGCGCAGCCGCUACAUCUUCGACCUCUUCUACAAGAGGAAGGCCAUCAGUCGAGAGCUUUAUGAAUAUUGCAUCAGAGAGGGCUAUGCAGACAAGAAUCUGAUUGCCAAAUGGAAAAAACAGGGCUAUGAAAAUCUGUGCUGUCUGCGGUGCAUUCAGACGCGUGACACAAACUUCGGGACAAACUGCAUCUGCAGAGUUCCCAAGGGCAAGCUCGAAGUGGGUCGUAUCAUUGAGUGCACUCACUGUGGAUGCAGAGGAUGUUCUGGAUGAGUCAAGAGGGCAACAACGUUUCGAACUUACUGAUUUUUGAUUUGUAUUUUUAAUACAUUUAUUGGGUUGUCAUUACAAUGUUGAAACGGAUUGUAUGUGUAUGCUUUGAUUUUGUAUUUUCAUUAUUUUUCUUUCAUUAUUUGUAUUAAACCGUGUGUCUUAUUCUGGG
Messenger RNA from Carassius carassius (crucian carp), 752 nucleotides. RefSeq names its product BUD31 homolog (gene bud31). NCBI's taxonomy places the organism in Eukaryota, Metazoa, Chordata, Actinopteri, Cypriniformes, Cyprinidae. The coding region runs from base 149 to 583 and encodes 144 amino acids. Gene Ontology annotation, biological process: mRNA splicing, via spliceosome. The transcript is spliced from 4 exons. The record is from RefSeq and is a predicted model, not a curated record. Gene Ontology annotation, cellular component: spliceosomal complex; nucleus.